ACCAAAUUCCUGGAACUCUCGCGCACGCACUUUUAAAACCCAUCUCUUUCUCUUCCCAAAUCCAAAAUUCUAUCAAUUUAGGUCUGCGAUAACAGAGCUCAGUAGGGUUUCGAGAUCCAUGGCCGACGAGGCGAAGGCCAAGGGCAACGCGGCGUUCUCCGCCGGCCGAUUCGAUGAGGCCAUAGGCCACUUCACCACCGCCAUCGAGCUCUCCCCCACCAACCAUGUACUCUUCUCCAAUCGCUCCGCUGCCUAUGCUUCUCUUGGCCGCUUCGCCGAUGCUCUUUCCGACGCGAAGAAGACCGUGGAGCUGAAGCAUGACUGGUCUAAGGGGUACAGCCGCCUUGGCGCCGCUCAUCUAGGGCUUGGAUCCUUCAACGACGCCAUCGCUGCGUAUAAGAAGGGUUUGGAGCUUGAUCCGAAUAAUGAAGCUCUGAAGUCUGGGCUUGCUGAUGCUGAGGCCUCGGCUGCGCGAUCCCGUGCUCCGCCUCCGGGGUCGUCGCCGUUUGGGAAUAUUUUCUCUGGGCCAGAUCUUUGGGCGAAGCUUGCUGCUGAUCCGGCGACGAGGAGCUAUCUCCAGCAGCCUGAUUUUCUGAAGAUGUUGCAGGAUGUGCAGAAGAACCCUAACAAUAUCAACUUGUACCUGAGUGACCAGAGGAUGAUGCAGUUCUUGGGAGUUCUCCUCAAUGUGAAGAUGAGGGCUCCGACGGAUGAGAUGGAGAGGGAAUUCGCGGGGGCGGAGGCGGAGCCGGCUGCGAAGAGAGAUCAGCCUGAAUCCGCCAAGAAGGAACCGGAGCCAGAGCCAGAGCCAGAGUCUAUGGAUGUCAUGGAUGAGGAAAAGGAGAAGAAGGAGAGGAAAGCAGCAGCACAGAAGGAGAAAGAAGCGGGCAAUGCUGCUUAUAAAAAGAAGGAUUUUGAGACGGCAAUCCAGCAUUACAGUAGGGCAUUGGAGCUUGAUGACGAGGACAUCUCGUUCCUGACCAAUAGGGCUGCUGUUUAUAUGGAGAUGGGAAAGUACGAAGACUGCAUAAAGGACUGUGACAAGGCUGUCGAACGCGGAAGAGAACUUCGUUCUGAUUUUAAGAUGAUUGCAAGGGCAUUGACCAGGAAAGGGACUGCCUUUGUUAAGCUUGCAAAAUGUUCCAUGGACUAUGACACUGCUAUUGAGACUUUCCAGAAGGCUUUGACUGAACAUCGCAACCCUGAUACUCUGAAGAAGCUGAAUGAGGCAGAGAGGGCGAAAAAGGAACUGGAGCAACUAGAGUAUUAUGAUCCAAAUAUAGCUGAUGAGGAGCGUGAGAAAGGUAAUGAAUUCUUCAAGCAGCAAAAAUAUCCAGAAGCAGUUAAACAUUACACAGAAGCUCUCAAGAGAAAUCCUGAGGAUGCAAGGGUAUACAGCAACAGAGCUGCAUGCUACACAAAAAUUGGUGCCUUACCUGAAGGACUGAAAGAUGCAGAGAAGUGCAUUGAGCUGGACCCUACCUUUGCAAAGGGAUACACCAGGAAAGGAGCAAUUCAAUUCUUCAUGAAAGAAUAUGACAAAGCCCUGGAGACCUAUCAGGAGGGGUUGAAACAUGACUCAAGCAACCAGGAACUGGUUGAUGGUGUCCGACGGUGUAUCGAGCAAAUCAACAGGACUAAUAGAGGUGACCUAAGCCCUGAAGAAUUGAAAGAAAGACAGGCUAAGGCAAUGCAGGACCCAGAAAUUCAAAACAUCCUAUCUGAUCCAAUUAUGCGACAGGUACUGGUCGACUUCCAGGAGAACCCUAAAGCAGCGCAAGAUCAUCUGAAGAACCCACAAGUGAUGCACAAGAUCCAGAAACUAGUUAGUGCAGGGAUAGUCCAAAUGAGAUGAAACUGAAGGUCCAAUUUAAAGUGCAAAUAUAUUUCUCCAAUGCCUUACCCUUUUUGUAACUGAAUGAAUUAUUGUGAACUACUUGCUUUUUUUGGUGGAGUUCCUUUGUUUUAAUGGUUUGUUCUGAACUUGAAACAUUUGACAUCUUUAUGGGUGAUAUAAAGCUCUCAGUUAAUUGUUUCCAGUUA
Messenger RNA from Dioscorea cayenensis subsp. rotundata (Guinea yam), 2043 nucleotides. RefSeq names its product hsp70-Hsp90 organizing protein-like. NCBI's taxonomy places the organism in Eukaryota, Viridiplantae, Streptophyta, Magnoliopsida, Dioscoreales, Dioscoreaceae. The record is from RefSeq and is a predicted model, not a curated record. Gene Ontology annotation, molecular function: Hsp90 protein binding.